Molecule: messenger RNA, 548 nt
Organism: Periconia digitata
Lineage: Eukaryota; Fungi; Ascomycota; Dothideomycetes; Pleosporales; Periconiaceae
Source: the annotation of a GenBank genome assembly
UGAUGGAGGCUACCCCUGAGCGUGGGGCCAGGGCUGCCUGGCAUAGAAGCUUUUGGACCACAUUACAGGCCGGCUUAAGCGGAACCAUGCCAGUGGGCACACUAGCCGUGAUGGAGCAAGGUGCAGCAGAGACGUUGUGCCUUUUUGUCGAGCGCUGCUCAGGCGUAGAGAUCAGCGCACAAGCCCCAUCGCGAUGUGCUAGGCCCAAACCCGGGGAACCGGACCACAGCUUCCUAGUCAGCCCGCUACUGUUGCUCUCCUUUUGCCGAGCCCAGCCGCCUUGCCUGACCGGGCCAAGUCUGCCACCUUCAUCUCACCCAGUAGCCACCACCGCCGCCGCCAACCAUGGACCGUCGAGAGAAAUCAAAUAUACCGACCUACUUAGCCCUCCGCUUGUUUUUUUUCUCCCCUUCUUCUUCUCCUUCUCCUCUCUAGACUUCAUUUCGGCACACCACUGCCAUCCGCUACUCAUCGGCCCCUGGUCUCGCCGUAAACGGCCCACGGCCCACGGGUGUUCCUCUGCCUUCCCCGAGAGGCAAACUUUUUAG